Molecule: messenger RNA, 1518 nt
Organism: Danio rerio (zebrafish)
Lineage: Eukaryota; Metazoa; Chordata; Actinopteri; Cypriniformes; Danionidae
Gene: dctn4
Product: dynactin 4
Cellular component (GO): dynactin complex; sarcomere; cell cortex
Source: RefSeq, marked validated
AAACACGGAGAGAGAUGGCGACGCUGCUGCAGCCAGAAAAAGUGCUUUAUCUCGUCCGAGGCGAGAAAAAGAUCCGCGUUCCACUCUCUCAGCUGUAUUUCUGCCGAUACUGCAGUGAACUGCGGUCUUUGGAGUGCGUGUCACAUGAAGUCGAUUCCCACUUUUGUCCCAGCUGUCUGGAGAACAUGCCAUCAGCUGAGGCCAAGCUCAAGAAGAACAGAUGUGCAAACUGCUUCGACUGCCCGUGCUGUAUGCACACACUUUCCACAAGGGCCACCAACAUCCCUGCACCACUGCCUGAUGAUCCCACCAAGACCACCAUGAAGAAGGCCUACUACCUGGCCUGUGGAUUCUGCCGCUGGACCUCGAGAGAUGUAGGCAUGGCUGACAAAUCUGUGGCCAGUGGAGGAUGGCAGGAACCUGAAAACCCUCAUACUCAAAGGAUCAACAAGCUGAUCGAGUAUUACCAGCAGCUGGCCCAGCGAGAGAAGCUGGAGAGAGACAGGAAAAAGAUGGCGAGAAGACGGCCGUUCAUGCCUCAGGCGUUCUCGCAACACACUAUUCACGUGGUGGAGAAGUAUGGACUGGGAACCAGACUACAGAGACAGAGAUCUGGAGCCCCGAUCAGUGCCCUCUAUGGCCUUUCAUUAAAAGAAGGAGAGGACCAGAAGGAGAUCACUAUAGAACCGGCACAGGCUUUGGAUGAAGUAGAGCCUCUGCCUGAAGAUUAUUACACCCGCCCUGUCAACCUCCCUGAAGUCACGACUCUUCGUCAGCGGCUGCUUCAGCCUGAUUUCCAGCCUGCAGGAGCUUCACAGCUUCACCCCAGACACAAACAUCUGCUGAUGAAGCGAUCUCUGCGCUGCAGGAAAUGUGAGCACAAUCUGAGCAAACCAGAGUUUAAUCCGACCUCGAUAAAAUUCAAAAUCCAGCUUGUGGCAGUAAGCUACAUUCCCGAAGUCAGGAUCAUGUCCAUUCCUAACCUGCGUCAUAUGAAGGAGAGUCAGGUUUUGCUAACUCUGACUAACCCAGUGGAGAACAUCACUCAUGUGUCUCUGUACACCUGUGAAGAGGAAGACCAAGAUGACAUCAACAGCACCGCUAAGGUGCUGGUGCCCUCGAAGGAGCUGGUGCUGGCAGGGAAAGAUGCAGCUGCAGAGUAUGAUGAGCUGGCAGAACCACAGGGCUUUCAGGACGACCCAGAUGUGGUGGCCUUCAGAAAGUCCAAUAAGAUCGGCUUCUUCAUCAAAGUGAUCCCGCAGCAGGAGGAGGGAGACGUCACUGUCGCGUUCAAACUCCGACACGACUUCCGGAAUCUGGCAGCUCCCAUCCGGCCCACGGAGGAGGGAGAGACCACCGCUGAGGCCAUCUGGCUCACACACCACGUGGAACUCAGUCUGGGCCCGCUGGCAACCUGAUCACACACACACACACACACACACACCAAUAUAAAAAGCUGCUGCAACCAGAAAUUCUAAGCAUUUUCCUUUUUAGUUCUACAUUUAAAAAAGAUUUUCU